CUCAUCGGUCUUGUUGCACUGGUCAGCGAGCCGUACGGCCGCAUUUCCAAUUUAAUACCAAAAUCUUCAGUUCAUAUUUCGCACAAGCACGAUUUCAUGUGAACGUGUUUUUAAAAAAAUAAUAUUGAGGUAUUUUUCUACCUUGUUCAGACCAUAUUAUAAAAUAUUAGGACGUCAAAAUGAAGAACAUUAUUGGAGCUUUUAUUUGACUGUCUUCGAAUUCCUGUCGGUGCAGAUAGCUCGACGAUAGCCAAGCCCAAGUCAAGCGACAUCGAUUUCUGUGGUAUGAACAUUGGUUAUGGUCUGUAUGCAGUGAUGAUGGGCUGGAUGACAUUGAAGUCUUAGAAUUACAUUACGUUUUGGAGGAAAGCUUGAACUAAGGUAGUCUCAGUGUUGCAGACUUUGAAUUUCUUGGACGGUAAUUGAGUAUGACAGUCAUAGGAACCAUUAUUAAAGCGGACUUUUCAUAUUUGUUUAUGAAUGGAGUUGGCGUCAACUGAGAGGAUGAAGGGAGUAACAACAUUCCAUUGACAGCUGAUGUCACCUGGUCGCCAUGGCAACCUUAAUAGAGGCCGCAAAGGCCGGUAACCUAACUCAGGUUCGUCGGAUCGUGCAUGGGGGACGGACCGAUAUCAACUGCAGGGAUAGUGAGAAGAAAGGAACUCCGCUCUUCUGGGCUGCAAAUGGUGGUCAUGAUGAGAUCGUGACCCUGCUGCUCGAAAAUGGAGCUGAUAUCGAGAUCCCGGUCAAGUUUGGAAUGACCCCUCUCCUAGCCGCUGCUGACAGGAAACAUCUUACAACCGUCCAGCUACUAUUAUCACAGGGGGCGAAUGUCAAUGCCCAGAACCAAAACGGUGACACUGCGCUGCACCUGGCAGCAUACCGGGGCUCGGGACGUCUCUGCACUCUACUUAUUGAAUGGGGAGCGAACAGAACUUUCUUGAAUAAUAUUGGCAAAACAGCCCAACAGGUAGCAGAGGCAGAACAGCACAGAUCCAUCAAUAAACUCCUGGCACCAGAGACUAAUCAUAAAGCUGUCUGUCGGAGCGCGUCAUUGCCCUCGGCCCAUCGCAGCUCUAGCGCUGUUGAAACCACCUGGAGAGAGCCUAAAGUAGCAAGCGAGAGCGACGACUCACCAUUCUACGAGAACGAUGAGGAGUGGACUAGUCUUCAGCGGAAAUUAGCUAAGCCACCCUUACACCAAGUCAUGGCAAUCAGGAGAGAUGGGGAGGUGACCAGAAGUUAUUCAGCUCAACAGUUGGACAAAGUUGGCAGAAUGUCUCCACCAUGUAACCAUCAAAAUAUUCCCCACCUGAGAAGUCCGCAUCUCUAUCCGGAAGACGCCUCAAGGCCAUUGCGUCGUGGAUCAGACCCUGAGACAAAACGGGAGAGCACGAGGAAAGUUGUUUAUGUAGAUGGCUAUGAUGACUUUCCAGGAGUUCUGGAUCAUGGCAAAAGAUGGAGUCCUCCAUUGCAUAGGCAACGCUUGGAGACCACACCCGUAGUGCAAUACCGUGAUUUACCAUCGCAGAGAGAUGGUCAUCGGGAGUUUCAGGAGUCCUCUGGAAAUGGCUUUAGCUACAGAACAAAUGGGCAUCAUGAGCAUUCAGUUCCAGGCUAUUAUAGGAGAGAUAUCAGUUCUGAAUAUAACAUCCCUUCAUCAACCGUUAGGAACGGAAGAGACAUAACCCGUCGGUUGAGUCCAGAAACACCAAGGUCAAAGAAACUUGGUGAUGAACACAGACAGCAUACAGGAAUUUUAGCAAAUGCUGGAAGUGCAAUGGCAAAAAGUGGGUAUAAAAGACACAAUAGCCAUGUACAGUGGAAUCCCGAUGUUCUGAGUGGCCACAAAGACUAUGAGCAAAACUCUCAGGGAAGUUAUGCAUUUUCUGAUCAACCCAACGGCCAUAGAUCACAGCAUCAAAGACCGACACAAGAUUUGGGUUCAGAUGCCACAGGAUAUGGAAGACAAAGGACACUUGGAAAGAACAAUUUGCAGAAUGUUGAAAGGAAUAUUCAUGACUCUCCUAGUGAGGCACAAGAGUCUGAAGUCAGACAGUUGCAUUAUGUUAUUGAGAAGCUAAUAGAGGAUAAACUGACUCUAAAAGAACAGAAUCAUGUGAUGGGGGAGAGACUGAAUAGGUUAGAGUCGGUGCUGGAUGCAGCUUUGGCUGCGGACACCAGCUCUGAGGAAUCGUUGCAAACAUCGUCAGAUUCGGACCUGGUCCAAGCCCUGGCCAGGCAGUUGGACUCAAAUUUUGGGAGGAGGUCAAGACUAGAACAGUUAUGUUUGAAGUUGGUGAAUGAUAAUCAAAGACUGCAUGCACUUGCAGCGUCAUCAGGCAGGAGAGACAACUGUGGCAUCGUCUCGAAGGAGAACAGUGGCUCUUCUGAACAUCCUGUCUACAGAAGAAUUGGACAAAGCAUACCAAACAGAAACCCAGAUCUAUUACCUCAACAUGAAAGUGAAUAUUCAAGUACGAGUAGUCCUUCUAACCAGUCAACCAGUUCAUCAUCUUUGUCACCGUUGUCUGAUUCAUCGUUGACUUAUGAUUAUGGGAGUUGUCCUGAUCAUGUAACAUCAAAAGAGAUACGUGACCAGGAAAACUUAUCCUUUGGAAGAUCUUCGGACAUGCAAAAGACCCUUAGCACGGCUUUUGCCGCGGAGUGCUGGCGCUCUCUUAAUUCUAGCUUCCCUCGAGUGACCUUCCAAAGUGGAAACAUUGCUAGCUCUGUCACAAAGGUUGGAGGUAUACCCCUUCCCUCUAAGAACAGAACUGAAAACAUUAAAAGGGUCUUGCAAGCAAUGUGUGAGGAUGAUCAGCACUUGAACUCAAGAGGGCAGUAUUCAACCCAAUUGACUGAUGAAGAACGGUCAGACUGCACUCACACUGUGACAAUUUUAGAGAAAUUGAGACCAACUUCUGAUUCUGAUAGCAAUAGACUUUCACACUUCAAGUGUAUGAUUAAUAACAGAUUGUGCAUAUUGAAGGUAAUGAAAUUAAGCAGGGUUGAUUAUCAAGAUUUUGAUGGAGACGUAGAGGAGAGGAUUCCACCUACAUCACACCUACUUCUACCCUUCCAUCACUUAGACGUUGCUCUUCCUAGAGAGGGAAGGUUUGAACAGCAACUCCAGGUGAAGCUCCAGGACAACCUGAAAAGGAGCAAGGAGAACGUUCCAAGGAGCAGGGAAUAUCAUCAAGGAACUCAGGAAGCAUUGCACCAUGCUUCAGGAGAAGCCAGAUUACACAGGGACAUCGACUUCCACCAUCCUGAUACAGAUGUUUUCCGUUGUAAGGUGUACCCGUUUGUCAUGACCCUUCAGGAGUUGUUUAGUUUAGGGAGGGGUAAUGGAGGGGAGGAGCCAAGGCCCUGCACGGACACCGGUGUCGUCCGCAUCCUCCUCCAGCUCCUUCUGGCGGUGGAGCACCUGCAUCGAGAGGGUGUGGUCCAUGGCAACAUACAUCCUGGGUGUGUCUUUGUGACAGAGGACAUGAGGAUUGUUCUAGGAGGUCUGGAGGAUGCUCGAAGGUUCGGUGGGAGCGAUGGGAAAGUACCAAUCUCAAACACAGCUUCUCAAGGGGUAAGUUCAGGUCAAAGUUCAAAUGAAAGUGACGAUGUAUUUGCUAUAGCAACCACACUGUGCAAGCUCCUUGGGUCAGGAAUGGGCUCUUCCUUCAGUCCAGCUGAAGUUACCGACCGAAAUGUUACCGCCCCUCCAGUCUGGUUAUCAAGAAAUCUUCAUAGCCUACUCACAGAGAUGCUUAGCAGUAAUCCCAAAGAUAGGCCACCUGUGAAGUCGGCUUCGUUAAGAAUGGCAGCCAUGUUGUAUGGCCCUGGACCAGAUGAAGUCAAUAGUGAGGUGGAUUGUGGUGAAUGGUUAAUAUCUCAAGCUCUUCACCUCAUCAUUACCGCACCCAGGGACCAAGCUGCAUCAUGCCCAGCGGGGGAGCCAGACUGCGGGGAUGCUGUUCAUAGAUUUGACUGGGGACUCUGCAGGGACUUCAUCCUUGGCGUAACACCAGAGAAGCUCUGGCAACUCUGCCAACAACAACCCAAGACCUGACUGUUGCCCUACUUCCUCAGAGAUAUAUAGCGCCCUCACCUGCUUCGAGAGGCUGGAUAUAGAGGGAAUUAUGAUAGGGAUCGCUGCCGCGAGUGUAUGCAUAGAGAUCAGUCUGUCCGGCUCUUCUGAGGUAUUUUAGCUGCUGCCAUCCUGUACAGUUAAAAUUGCCUACAUCCUCUUGGGAGACAGGCGCCCUCUAUAGUUUGUACAAGGUACAGGAGUUAAAAAUAGUUGAGAUGAAGCAUUGUCAGCAGCACAAAAUGCAUCUCAGACCUGAUGGGCUUCACCCUCUCAAGAGUGAUGUAGCCGUCUGCUGAUCCGAGAGCGAUGUGUGUAUGUAGUAGAGUGGCGCCCUCUACAGUUUUGCUUCUUCAAAGAGAACAGGCCACCGAGUGCAAGGAUGGAAUAAAAAAAUAAAUAUCAACAUCUACAGCAUCAUCAAUAUAAAUGAGCUCAGGAUGAUAGGUUUCAUUAAUUCUAGAGAGAUGUAGCCUUUUGCCGACACUAGAUAGAUAUGUGGCUCCCUCUAUAGUUUUGCUUGUUGAUUUAGCGUGUACACAUGCACCAAGCCCCAAGAUGAAAAUAGUCAACAUAAAGCACUGUCAGUAUAAGUGAAGUCCAGACAUGAUAGCCUUCACUUACUCAAGAGAGGUGAUGUCUUUUGCCAACCGUAGAUCGACGGGCCUGUGAAGCAGAAAGGCUCCCUCUACAGUUUUGCUUCUUUGCUUAGCAUUUAUAUAAAGAAUUUACCGUAUAGAGGAUGAUAAUAAUCAAGAUGAAAUGUUGACAGCAUAGAUUGAAGCCAUCCUGCACAGAUUUGAUGGGCUUUUGCUGCCCUUGACCAGUAGACCUACAGUAGUGUGCAGCUAUUUAUUUUGUUACUUUAAAAUUAACAUUAGGUGUAUCAAUAUGACUUUGUUUGUAGAAAUAGCAGAAACCGAAGCAUUAG
Messenger RNA from Lytechinus variegatus (green sea urchin), 5015 nucleotides. RefSeq lists its product as uncharacterized. The transcript is spliced from 12 exons. The coding region runs from base 554 to 4066 and encodes 1170 amino acids. The record is from RefSeq and is a predicted model, not a curated record. Lineage: Eukaryota; Metazoa; Echinodermata; Echinoidea; Temnopleuroida; Toxopneustidae. Gene Ontology annotation, biological process: protein phosphorylation. Gene Ontology annotation, molecular function: protein kinase activity; protein binding; ATP binding.